Fimicolochytrium jonesii is the source of this 1032-nucleotide messenger RNA. RefSeq lists its product as uncharacterized. Lineage: Eukaryota; Fungi; Chytridiomycota; Chytridiomycetes; Spizellomycetales; Powellomycetaceae. The transcript has a single exon. The coding region runs from base 188 to 673 and encodes 161 amino acids. The record is from RefSeq and is a predicted model, not a curated record.
CAGAACAACACAACAUUGCACAUUGACAUCAACACACACGAUAACAACAACAACACAACACUCACAAUCUGUAAACAUGCAGUCCGCAGGAGGUGCUGGUGACGGUGCUGGGGGUGCUGGGGCUAGCAGUAGCGCCACUACCGCAGUGCAGGACUUUGGCCGCCAACAGUGGUAGUUCGGAAAGGAGAUGCUGGCAAUGACCAUCGCACUCUUCCGAUACCUGUGGUGCAUGGGAUUUGCGCCACGGAACCUGACGGUAGAUGGCUUGGAGCUGUGGUGGUGGAGGAUGGCAGACGUCCAACACAUCGAAAACUUGGACCGUAUGUCUCGCUCUGCCUCGGCUUUCGGAAUUACUUGGAUCGAAAACGCGGCUAGGGUCAGGGAGCAAAUACGCCAUCCAGAGACCGGUAGAAUGAGGACGGUUCAGACCCGAGGUGUCUCGCUUCGAAAGGGAGCAUGCGGAGGUAAGGCUUUUUUGGUCAUGGCUUUUUUUUGGGGGUUUCUGCUCUGUGGUCAUUCUUCAUUAUAUGUGCCGCGUUUUGGCCUAAAACCCACGAUCGUGAUACUUUGCUUGUUUGUCCUCGGCUUCCCGCAGUUUCUGCUGCACUAUGAGUUCAAUGGAUCGGUAUGCCUCAGCACGCUUCUCCAUCUGUACAAUGAGCUCACAUCGUGACUUAUGCAAGAAUGGGAUCGACGUAUCGUCCAUACGUUGGAACACCUUUGCGUCAACUUGCCAAUGCAUCGGCGCCUGCGGAAUUCUACCCAAAUCAACCUCGAAAGGGCAGUAUCCGGUGCUGUUCUGCGUACCGUUGUAGGCAAACUCCAACAUCGUCAGUUUGUCAACCCAAUCGUCUCCCUUUACAUUAAGGUACGGUUUAAUCAUCUUCUUCAAGAUAGAGAUACACCGUCCGACCUUUCCGUCCGUCUGUUGGUGUUGCGCCGUGCUCAAGCUCUGCUUAGAGCCCAACAACGAUCGAAACACCUUCCAAAAGUCUGCCAGGGAGCGGAGAUCUCGAUCUCCGACGAUCACAG